This is a messenger RNA of Haemonchus placei, 3060 nucleotides long. Lineage: Eukaryota; Metazoa; Nematoda; Chromadorea; Rhabditida; Trichostrongylidae. The record is from the annotation of a GenBank genome assembly.
AUGACGAUAAGUAUUCUACUGUUAACUAUUAUUUUCGUCGAAGCGAUUGCGAUCGACUCUGAUCGAGUUGCUCUUGCACCUUUACAUGCCGCCGUGCACAAUCGAGUUGCGGAGCCAUCUGGAGCAUCUCCUUUCCAUAUCGGGAAGGUUCACUCGGCUAGACCGGUUUUCUUCCGGCCCAGAUCCCCAGACGCUUUGUUGAAGCGUCUCACUGCACACGAUAUGCCAAAUGUGCCUUCGGCGUUCUCCAGUGCAAAUCUACUGCAGAAACGCCACCCAGGUGUGCAUUUGACAUCUCUACCGGAUAAGACUUCUCAUCCUCAAGCAAAACCCGGUCAAGAAGAAAGCAAUAUCCGGAAGGCUCCAGAAUGGGUAGAACACCUGCCAACCCACUCCAAACAUAAAUUCAUCAUUAUGAAUUUGGGACAGUCGAAGGAGGUGAUCAAGCAAUUCUACGGAGGUGCAAAUGGUGGAAAACCCUACGCAAUACCGACCACAAAGGAUGUCACACAGAAAUCGAAAAGAAGUGACCUUGAUAAUGAAGAGGCGAACAAGAUUGCAGAAAAAAUCAUCAAGCAGGAGCUCAAUCGUGCCAAAGUCGCCAAGUUCGGCAAAUCUGCUGGUAAUGCGUAUGAGGGCAACGAAAGUGGGCCAGACAUGAAAGGAGAAGGCGAGGCAGCUGCGCCUUCUGUCGAGCAAAGUGGAUAUACAACAGAGGUGAAAGCUGUAGAAGCUGAGUGGUCUGUGAAUAACAACAAAGUCGACGAAGUCCUCAGUGGAUAUAGUGAGUCGACUUCUGUUGGAGAAGCGGCAGCCCUGUCGCCACAAAAUCCAUCGAGUUCCGCGUCUUCUGGUCCACAAGUGAUACCAUAUGCACUAUCAAAGAGCGUAGACGGAGACGUAACGGGACAUGGCAAAAACUAUUGUCCUCCAUGUGCAGAGCGACUGCACACUUCUUCUCCAUCAACAGUAGCAUCACUAGCAAUUACAGCCCCAACACCACCUGAAGCAGACACUUCACACUCCGACUCUGCAGCUGCUCCUUUUCCAGUGAUGGAAGGUGGUUCGCAAUCUGAACCAUUACCUCCAUCCUCUCCCGUCGAAGUGGCUCCAGCAGUGAUGCCUUCCUCUGAUAAGCAUGAGUACUCUCAAGAGCCACCACCCGUACAUGUUACUGUGCCGACAUCGGCACCUCAAACCGUUCCACCCGCUCCUUCACCAAAUAUUCCUCCAGAACCGAUAGCGCCAGAGAUCAGCACGUCUAACGAACAAGGAGUGAGCUCAUACAAGGAAGAGAUUGCGCCAGCUCCCGUCGAGCCACUACCGCAGCCCGAAUCAGGACCUGCGACUUUGUUACUACCGCAGACGGAGUCGUCAACAGCGCCUCCACUUCAGCCAGCUCCUUCACCCAAUAGUGUGGCUACUGGAGAGAGGGACGUGCAUUCCUCUCAGCCACUUCCUGAACCAUCUCCACAUACAUCGGCUACGAGUGUAGAGCCAUCACCAACGCAACUGCAGGAGAAAUCGUCAGGUAGAAAUUAUGCAGUGGAAGCUGGUGCAAGCGCACCACUGCAACCAUCUGUUCACUAUACAACAACGACACAAUCGUACUUAUCAUCGGCACCUUCGCAACUACUCGUAUCAGAAGAAAGACCUGUUGUUAAUGCACAUACUGCAUCGCAAGUGUUACCCACGGCUUUCUCUUCUAGUUAUUCGGCUGCUUCUAAUGUUCCAGAAGGAGGAAACAGCAUCGGUAGCGGAGCUUCAGUUUCCGAAAACUCCUAUUCAGAUAAGAACGAGGAAACACCUGCUUCCGCUGCUUCGUUCUCGCAGAUACUCCCAGCAGAAGCAAAGUCAUCAGAAUCGCCGGCAUCAGUAGCUGUGUUAACUACAACUCAACAAGCCUUUGUUCAGCAGCCAGAUAUCUCUUUAGGAGAGAGCAGCUACUCAAAUUUAGAAGAGGAUCAUACAGAAAUACAGGCUCCUCCUAUCCCGGCUCCGGCACCCGCCUCCACAUACAUAGAAGAAAAAUCCUCGCAUCAAUUUAUGCAAAUCCCUGGCCUUUCUGUGCACCCUCCUAAUCAGCAAACACACACAGAAUUGCUGCCCGAACUACCUGCAGGAGAGGCGACAGUAUCUCCGCAGCCAGAACUCCGACCGGAAGCUAUAAUCAUCCCAUCCACCUCUACAACACCUACACUGAAGACAUCUGAUUCCGACGGCAGUCCACACUACAUAAAUGUUUCUCCCUCACACGGCUCCGAUCAUUCCUCCUCUAGUAGUUCUCAGCAAAUUCCGUAUGUUCCUGAGACAGCUCCAGCAAUUACUGAAGAAUCCGAGCCAGAAGACCUUGCUCCGAGUAAUGCUGAACAAUCGAGCUAUAACGACAUUGAGGAGGACCACGAGCAGUCCCAUGGACCACCGACGAUUAUUGAUCCCGGGAACACAAGAAAUAUUCCGCAAGUGAAUGAGGAAGUCGAGGAAGUCGCAAAGCCAGCAUAUAACAGUCAACCAAAAACAGCAUACCACAGCCAACCAAAAGUAGCAUACAACACCCAACCAAAAAUACAGGUCAAUCCGGCCGCAUACGAGGUGGUCCGACCGUAUGCACCACGACCGUACCAACCACGACCGGUUCCACAGCAACCAGUGCUUCCACCUGCCCCAGCACCUUUGCCCGUCUUUCCACAGCCGGUACCUCCACCAGCACAACCUUUCCCAGUUUAUCCAAUACCACAAUCUCCCAAUCCGUACCCAGUCUCGGCGCCGUCCUAUCCAGUGCCACAGCGUCCGCAGGGAUGUUGUGGUGGACAAUUGAUCAGUCCGCAAGGCCAACUGUGCAUGCCCAUAAAUCUAGAUCCUUGUGGAGGAUCCCGUCCUCAGCAAUACCAGAGAACAGAUGGAGGAUGCGGUUUGGCUUUUUCAUGGUUUGAAAACUCUCUGCACCUGACUGUAUACAUAUUCGCCUUUCAGGAACUUGCUCAGCAACUUGUCUCUCCGCAUGUCAGGCCGCCUCCUCGCUCGGAUGUGGCAGCGGCAACUGUUGCGCGUUCCGAGUGA